Messenger RNA from Girardinichthys multiradiatus, 2961 nucleotides. It is a transcript of the gene st7l, whose product is annotated as suppression of tumorigenicity 7 like. The transcript has 15 exons. Bases 14 to 1636 code for a protein of 540 amino acids. Lineage: Eukaryota; Metazoa; Chordata; Actinopteri; Cyprinodontiformes; Goodeidae. Gene Ontology annotation, molecular function: protein binding. The record is from RefSeq and is a predicted model, not a curated record.
CAUCCGGAGAAACAUGGAGGACACUAUUGGCAGUAAUCCCCCAUCUCUCGGAUUUUUAGAGAAAUUGAAGUCCUGGCUCUCCUGGUCAUGGACUUACGUAUGCUUCGUUUGGUUUGGCAUGGUGCUGAUUAUGGUAUACAUCGUGUGGAGUCCGCUGAAACUGCAGGAAACUCUUUCUUCAGCGUCAGUGUUUCUGAACACUCUGACUCCUAAAUUCUACGUGGCCCUCACAGGAACUUCUUCCCUUAUCUCUGGACUUAUCCUUAUAUUUGAGUGGUGGUAUUUUCGCAAAUAUGGGACGUCAUUUAUCGAGCAAGUGUCUGUGAGCCACCUGCGUCCUCUGCUGGGUGGGGUGGAGAGCAGUUCGUCGACUGGUCUCUUCUCAUCAAUUAAUGGAGAAGCAGAGCCCAGACCCAGUGUCUCUGAUUGCAAGGUCUGGAGGAAUCCUUUAAACCUUUUCAGAGGAGCAGAAUACAACAGGUACACCUGGGUGACAGGGAAGGAACCUUUGACCUACUACGAUAUGAACUUGUCUGCUCAAGAUCAUCAGACCUUUUUCACAGGAGAUACUCAGCAAUUAAAGCCAGAUGAUGCUGUGAUGCAGAAGGCAUGGAGAGAGAGAAAUCCUCAGGCCAGGAUCAGAGCUGCUUACCAGGCCAUAGAAAUGAACCAUGAAUGUGCUGCUGCAUACGUCCUUCUAGCAGAAGAAGAAGCCACAACCAUCACCGAAGCUGAACGCCUCUUUAGAAAAGCACUGAGUUUUGCUGGGAAAGAUAUCAAUCUACUGGUUUACAUUAAACGCAGACUUGCAAUGUGUGCACGCAAACUGGGCCGGAUCAAAGAAGCAGUAAAAAUGAUGAGAGAUUUAAUGAAAGAGUUCCCAUUGUUGGGAAUGUUAAAUAUACAUGAAAAUCUCUUGGAGGCACUUUUGGAGCUUCAGGCUUAUGCUGAUGUCCAAGCAGUCCUCGCAAAAUACGAUGACAUUAGUUUGCCAAAAUCAGCCACUAUCUGCUACACAUCUGCACUGCUGAAAGCACGGGCAGUUUCAGAUAAGUUUUCUCCAGAAGCAGCGUCCAGACGAGGGCUGAGCACAGCAGAGAUGAAUGCUGUGGAGGCGAUACACAGAGCUGUUGAGUUCAAUCCACACGUGCCAAAGUACUUAUUAGAGAUGAAGAGCCUGAUUCUGCCUCCAGAGCACAUCUUAAAGAGGGGAGACAGUGAAGCAGUAGCAUACGCUUUCUUCCAUCUGCAACACUGGAAGAGAGCAGAAGGAGCCUUAAACCUGUUACAUUGCACCUGGGAGGGCACCUUCCGGAUAAUUCCCUACCCCCUGGAAAAGGGUCACCUAUUUUAUCCCUACCCAGGAUGCACAGAAACAGCAGAUAGAGAACUACUCCCCUCUUUUCACGAGGUGUCUGUAUACCCAAAGAAAGAGCUUCCCUUCUUCAUACUCUUCACAGCAGGCCUUUGCUCUUUCACUGCCAUGUUGGCCAUGCUCACACAUCAGUUUCCUGAGCUCAUGGGUGUCUUUGCCAAAGCAUUCUUUAGCACACUCUUUGCACCACUGGGCUUCUUUGCAGACAAAAUGGAAAACUUCAUGCCGUCCAGUUUCUGGCACCAGCUGACUCGGAUCUGACCUCAUCUCUGUCUCACUCAGUCAUUCACGCACACACACACACUAAAUGAAAACACAUAAACAGCAAUCUCACUCAAAAUCCUUGGAUAAAAAGUGUUUGCUCUCCUGUCUUCAGCAUUGCUGUCCACUUGCUGCAUUGUUACUGAUUAUAUUGGCCAAGACUGUAUCAACACAGCAAUAGCAAUGCUCUCCAACAUGGUUUCAGCUAACAGAGGUUUUCCUAGAACUGAUUUGGUGAAUAAAACAACUAAUUUUCCUGUCAUCUUGUUAGUAUUAGUAAGUUCAUACAUUCUUAGUUUCUAUCGAAGAGCUACUGUUGAAACACAAUCACUUAGACCUGCAUGUUUUUAAUGCUUAUUAAUCAUUAAGUAAGUGUCAGUGAAAAGUCAGAAGGGCAACUAUAGAGUUUCUCAUACGAUACAUCUCAUUAAAGAUGCUUUACAAUUUAUCACCUUCCUUUCUUUUUAAGCUACAGAUUUUUCACAGAUUGCUAACUGUGAAUCCAGAUAUAAAAACAAGUCCUCCUUGUGUGUUGGCAGUAUAUACAAUACCUCUGUAUACCACUGAAGCCAUUGUUACUAAGGCAUGACUCUUCAGAACUAUAUUAUUGGGAUUCUGUCCUUUUUGUUGUGUGGAACAUGGUCAGAUUCCCAUGACAUAUGCUGUAAGACCUUAGUGAUACCCAGAAAUGUAACUUAAUUGUAAUUUAUAUUAUUCCGUUCCACUGACAUGCAGUUAAACAAUUAGUUAUUUGAUCAAAUUUGCUUAAACUAAGAGAUAAAUGUGUUAUUUAUCACACUAACUUGUCCAUUUGUAAAUUAUUCUGAAAACUUCCAUUUAAAAGCAGUUCAGUAGGAACCAUGAUUGAAAAAAAUUCCCUUUGUUAGUAAAUUAUGCCUCUGAAUAAAUCUAGUUUGAUUUAAAAUCUGUUAAAAAAUAGAAACAGAAGUGAUAAAUAUGCUGGUGUUAAAGAAUAAAAUAAAGUAAACUUUUCAAUGCUUCGUAUACUCUUGGAAAAUUGAUUAUACGUCCAUUGUCUACAACCAUUUAUCCCUGAAGGGUUGCCAGGGGGCUAGUGCCUAUCUCCAGUGCCACUGGGUGAGAGGCGGGGUACACCCUGGACACAAAUUGAUUAUAUUUUUGGUAAUCAUGAUCCUUUUAUGUUGCGAUCCAGUCUGACCUUUAAAAGUUGAUGACAAAAUAUCUGUAUUAUACUGCUGAAGUAGAGCAAGGCAUGCUGAGGACAGGAGAAAGUUUACACAACUGUAACUAUCUUUCAAUGGGUUUGACAGCAAAGACCUACAAUAAAUGUCUUGUUCCUUUCA